AUGUGUUCCCCAAGAACAGAGACAGAAGUCCGAGGAUUUCUAGGAAUGUUGCAGUACAUAAGUAGGUUCAUAGCCAAACUAACUUCUGUGUGUGCUCCAAUUUUCAAGCUAUUGAAGAAGAGUCAGUCAAUGAUAUGGUCUGAACAAUGUCAAGAGGCCUUUGACAGAAUUAAAGAAUAUCUGUCAAAUCCUCCAAUCCUCAAGCCUCCUAAAUCAGGAAAACCUUUGACUUUAUAUCUCUCCAUAGAGGAACAGUCGAUGGGGGCUAUGCUAGCACAAGAAGACGUGGGAUAUGUGGAGCACGCUGUGUACUACCUCAGCAAAAAAUUAAGUGAAAAUGAACAAAAGUACACGAUGAUAGAGAAAAUGUGUUUAGCAAUGGUAUGGCUCACUAAAAAAUUAAGGCACUACUUUAUGACCUACCAAAUCGAUGUGGUAUCAAAGAUUGAUCCUAUGAGAUACCUAUACAAAACUCCUUCUUUAAUCGGAAAGCUUGGAAGAUGGUUACUUUUGUUGUCCGAAUUUGACAUACAAUACAUAUCCAAGAAAGUAAUCAAGGGAAGAGCUGUGGCUGAAUUUUUGGCACAAAAUCCAGUAAAUGAUGAUGAGCCCAUUGACUUUUCUUUUCCAGACGAAGAAAUUGGGUUAAUAGAUAUUGGAAAGUGGAAAAUGUACUUUGAUGGCGCUAUGAAUAAAAGUGGAGCUGGCAUUGGUGUCAUUUUGAUAUCCCCGGAAGGAGAAUGGAUGCCACUAUCCAAAAGAUUGGAUUUUUGGGUGACUAAUAACAUGUCUGAAUACGAAGCGUGCAUCUUUGGGAUGGAAUCUUUGAGAGCAAUAGGAGUUAAACACGUGGAUAUCUUUGGAGACUCUAGUUUGAUGAUUAAACAAGUGAGAAAAGAGUGGGAGAUAAAAGAAGAAAAAUUGAAACCAUAUCUCCAAUAUAUUGAGGUACUCAAGACGCAUUUUGAUGUAGCAGAGUUCAGAUUUAUCCCUAGGGAAGAAAACCAGAUUGCAGAUGCACUUGCUGGGUUAGCAUCAGUUUGGGAAGAUCCGGGAAGAUUGUUUAUCAGGCCUUUAGUGAUGGUGAGAAGUAAAGUUCCUUGUUUUGAGGGGGCAAAAGUAUUGGACAUCACUCGAGAUGAAAAACCAUGGUAUUAUGAUAUUCAAAGAUUCAUGCAAGAUAAAGAAUAUAUGAAAGCUGCUACGAAGAAGAACAAAAAUUUGAUUCGAAAAUUAGCACAACAAUUUUUCUUAUUGCAAGGAAAGAUAUACAAGCGUCAUCAUGAUCUACAUCUGCUGUGUGUAGAUGAAGAAGAGGCAAAGCAACUCAUGGAGGAGGUCCAUUCCGGUAUUUGUGGACCCCAUAUGAAUGGAAAAGAAUUGUCGCGCAAAAUUAUGAGACAAGGAUAUUUCUGGCUGACAAUGGAAGCCGAUUGUAUCCAUUUUGUUAGAAGGUGCCAUAAUUGUCAAAUUCAUGGGGAUUUGAGCCAUAUUCCACCAUCAGAGCUAUAUAGUCUGACCUCACCGUGGCCCUUCUCAGCAUGGGGUAUUGACAUCAUCGGAAAAAUUCAUCCGACUGCGUCAAAUGGUCAUGAAUUCAUCGUGGUCGCCAUAGACUACUUUACACGGUGGGUAGAAGCCAAGUCCUACAAGAUACUAGGGGCAAAACAAAUGGCCGAGUUCAUUGAAACUCGUCUAAUAUACAGGUAUGGGGUUCCACACCAUAUUGUGAGCGAUAAUGGAGUUCAAUUUCAAGGAGAAGUGAGGCAUCUAUUGCAUGAGAAUGGAAUUGAGCAUCAUAAGUCUUCACCCUAUAGACCUCAAGCUAAUGGCGCAGUGGAAGCGGCCAAUAAGAAUGUUAAAAAGAUCCUUGCCAAAAUGGUGGAAACAUAUAGAGAUUGGUCGAAGAAAUUGCCUUAUGCCUUACAUGGAUAUAGGACAACAGCGAGAACGUCAACCGGCGCAACUCCAUAUUCUUUGGUGUUUGGAAUGGAAGCGGUCCUACCAGUAGAGGUCGAAUUGCAAUCACUCAGAGUGGUAUUGGAGGCCCAAAUUCCAGAAUAUGAAUGGGCUAGAGCGAGAUAUGAACACUUGACCAUUUUGGAUGAGAAGAGAAUGCGAGCGAUGUUCAAUAACCAGAUGUACCAAAGGCGAGUUGCCAGAGCAUUCAAUAAGAAGGUCAAAAUAAAUAAGAUAAAAGAGGGUGACCUGGUGUUGAAACAAUCGAGACCAAUGCCAUUUGACCCGAGAGGCAAAUUUCGACCUAAUUGGGAAGGCCCAUACUUGGUUAAGAAAAUUAUGUCCAAAGGGGCUGUCAAACUAUCCGACAUGGAAGGCAAUGAAUUCACAGAGCCGAUCAAUUUGGAUAGGCUCAAAAAGUAUUAUUUGACAUCCAUUACAUCACAAAUAAGAGCUUGUCAUGUUGAAACCCCGCAAAGGGAGACUUUAGCAAAAUUGGCCAAAGCUUGUUGA
Molecule: messenger RNA, 2472 nt
Organism: Mercurialis annua (annual mercury)
Lineage: Eukaryota; Viridiplantae; Streptophyta; Magnoliopsida; Malpighiales; Euphorbiaceae
Exons: 2
Coding region: 1-2472 (823 amino acids)
Biological process (GO): DNA integration
Molecular function (GO): RNA-DNA hybrid ribonuclease activity; nucleic acid binding
Source: RefSeq, a predicted model, not a curated record